Molecule: messenger RNA, 2325 nt
Organism: Cornus florida
Lineage: Eukaryota; Viridiplantae; Streptophyta; Magnoliopsida; Cornales; Cornaceae
Product: O-fucosyltransferase 9
Exons: 10
Coding region: 375-2114 (579 amino acids)
Source: RefSeq, a predicted model, not a curated record
CGCGUAACACUAUCUUAAAACCGACACACUUUCACUCACUUUCCUCAUCUUAGUACCCGCACGCCAUCUUCUUCCUCCUCCUCUUCCAACUUCACUCUCUCUCUCUCUCUCUCCAUACAUACACCUAUCUGAUCUAUUUCCGUAUAUAUAUACAAUUGCAGUAACAAUAAGAGUAACACUCAUUUUUGUUUCACCUCUCAACUUCUUCAUCUCCAUUUUUUUUUUCUCACUAACAAACACCAAAUUCCUCAAAAACCACCACUGAAAUGCCACUAACUGGCAGUGGAGAUUGCAGAUCUCAGCGCAGCAAUCAAUCAGAUCCCUAGCAUUUUCUAGGGUUUUACUUCCGUAAUAAACCCUAGCCAGCCGCCACCAUGCACGGCUAUAGCCGUCUCGGCAGCGGGAGGUCGUCCACCCCGUCACCACCGUCUUCGCCUCGGUUCCGCCAUGGCCGCAGCAAGCACGCGACCGGUUGUGUUGUAGGCGGCGGAGGAGGUUUCCGGGGAGUCGGUUCGGAGCCGAAGCUGCAGAAUUUCGUGGAGCGGUUGGUGUAUGUUCUUAUAUCGGGGAUGUAUAGGCGGCGGGGUGUGCUUUUAUUCGCGCCGCUGUUGUAUAUAAUGGGAAUGUUGUUGUAUUUCGGCACUUUUGGUUUAGAGGUUGUUGUUAGCAAGGAUGGUGGUGUCGGCGGCGGAAAGGCACCGCCUGGGUCUGUGUAUCGGAGUCCUCAGGUUUUUGAGAAGCUGUGGCCGUUCAUGGAGGCGGAGUACAAUGAAAGCUCUAAUGCGUUAAUGAAUGUGUGGAAUCCAAAAUUUUAUCAAAAUUGGAUGCCUUGUGUCAACCAGAGUCUUCCUGGAGCAGAGCUGCCAAAGUCAAAUGGCUUCCUUAUAAUUGAAGCGAAUGGUGGGUUGAACCAGCAACGGCUAUCAAUAUGUGAUGCGGUGGCUGUGGCAGGACUACUGAAUGCUACUCUUGUUAUUCCAAUAUUUCAUUUAAAUAGCGUUUGGAGAGAUUCAAGCAAGUUUGGAGACAUAUUUGAUGAAGAGUUCUUCAUACAUGCUCUCAAAAAUCAUGUGAAUGUAGUCAAAGAACUUCCAGAAGAUAUACUCCAGCGAUUUGACAAUAAUAUAAGCAACAUUGUGAAUUUGAGAGUAAAAGCUUGGUCAAGUCCGACCUACUAUCUUCAAAAGGUCCUUCCGAAGCUUGUUGAAAUGGGAGCUGUACGCAUUGCACCUUUCUCUAACAGAUUGGCUCAAGCUGUUCCUUCAAAUAUUCAAGGGCUUAGAUGCUUGGCCAAUUAUGAGGCGCUUAGAUUUUCAGAACCGAUACGCGUGCUUGCUGAGAACAUGGUUGACCGGAUGGUUACGAAUAGCUCCAAGAGUGGGGGAAAGUAUAUCUCAGUGCAUCUUCGGUUUGAAGAGGACAUGGUUGCAUUUUCAUGCUGUGUAUAUGAUGGUGGUGAGGAAGAAAAACAUGAAAUGGAUAUUGCUCGGGAAAGAAGUUGGAGAGGGAAAUUCCGCAAAAGAGGUCGAAUAAUAAGGCCAGGCGCAAUUCGGAUGGAUGGCAAAUGCCCAUUAACUCCAUUGGAGGUGGGAAUGAUGCUUAGGGGCAUGGGUUUUGAUAACAACACCUCAGUCUAUGUUGCGGCUGGAAAAAUAUAUAAAGCAGAGAAAUAUAUUGCCCCACUUAAACAGAUUUUUCCACGUUUAGAAACCAAGGAUACGCUAGCUUCUCCAGAAGAACUUGCUCUGUUCAUGGGGCACUCGUCUAGAUUGGCUGCUCUUGAUUAUACUGUUUGCCUUCACAGUGAAGUAUUUGUCACAACUCAAGGUGGGAAUUUUCCCCACUUCUUAAUGGGUCACAGGCGCUACUUUUAUGGUGGACAUGCCAAGACAAUUAAACCAGAUAAGAGAAAAUUGGCACUACUAUUUGAUAGCCCCAAGAUCAGAUGGGAAAACUUUAAGCGCCAGUUACAAGAUAUGCUUCAUCAUAACGAUGUAAAGGGUAAUGAACUGAAAAAGUCCAGUGGCUCACUGUACACUUAUCCCAUGCCAGAUUGUAUGUGUAAACAAACAGAAAUUAGUAAUGAGAACAAAACACAGACCAAACUUACUUGAAACCCUAGGAUACAAGAUAUCCCAGGUGAUCAACGUUUAUAUAAUCCAUUCUUUUAUGUGUAUUAAAGAUUAGAAAUUUUGAAAUUUUUAUUCUUUUGAGGUUCAUAGGCUCACAUGUAAUUUGUAGCGUAGUACUUGAAAUCUUUUUGUAUAUUAUACUGUAACAACUUUUACGAGAUAAAAUUCUUUCUAAUGUUUUACUUUAAAGAUA